Molecule: messenger RNA, 1402 nt
Organism: Stegastes partitus (bicolor damselfish)
Lineage: Eukaryota; Metazoa; Chordata; Actinopteri; Pomacentridae
Gene: arhgdig
Product: Rho GDP dissociation inhibitor (GDI) gamma
Exons: 7
Coding region: 210-962 (250 amino acids)
Biological process (GO): Rho protein signal transduction
Cellular component (GO): cytoplasm; cytosol; membrane
Molecular function (GO): Rho GDP-dissociation inhibitor activity; protein binding
Source: RefSeq, a predicted model, not a curated record
AAAAAAAAAAUCCUCUGAGGAAGAGAUGCUCGCCUGACAUCUCUUUUUUCUUUCUUUUUUUUUUUCUAAAUCUCCUAUCAAAGACUUUUUUCUAUUUUGUGUUUGUCUGUGGAUGCUUCUCUGUUUAAUCCAGCCUCACUCUACUUUUGUUGCUACCUGUGGAGGUUCCUUGGUUCCCCGGUUCUUCUUCAGCCCUGCGGAGCGGCACCAUGCUGGGAUUGGACGUGUGCGAGUUCGGGGGUCAGGUGCUGGAGCUGCUGUGGCUGACAAUGUGCUACAGAGGUCUGAUGGCUGAUAAGAAUGAUUUGCCUAUCGAGGACGAAGAGGAUGAGCGAAACCUCAACUACAAUCCUCCAGCGCAGAAGUCGCUGCAGGAGAUCCAGGAGCUGGACAAAGACGACGAGAGUCUGGUGAAGUACAAGCAGACGCUGCUGGGGCCAGAAGCCAUGAUGGCAGACCUCUCUGGACCGAAUGUCAAGGUGACCAGACUGACCCUGCUGUGUGAUGACGCCCCUGAACCAAUCACCAUGGACCUGACAGACCUCUCUGGACCGAAUGUCAAGGUGACCAGACUGACCCUGCUGUGUGAUGACGCCCCUGAACCAAUCACCAUGGACCUGACAGGAGACCUGAGCGCUCUGAAGGAGAAGAGCUUCACCUUACAGGAUGGAGUGAAAUACAGACUAAAGAUACACUUCAAGGUGAACAGAGAAAUCGUAUCCGGCCUGAAGUACCGUCAUGUGACCUACAGGAAAGGAGUAAGAAUGAACAAGGUAGUGUGCAUGGUGGGAAGUUACGGACCUCGGGCGGAGGAGCAGGAGUUUCUAUGCCCGUCUGAUGAGGCGCCCAAAGGCCUGAUGUCCCGCGGCCAGUAUCAGAUCAAGUCUUGCUUCAUCGAUGACGACAAGAAUGUCUACUUAUCCUGGGAGUGGAACCUCAACGUCAGCAAGGACUGGAAUUAACGCAGUGUGUGAGGGAGAUGAUGCUUCUCUCUUCCCUUCUUUCACACCUGUCCUCCAUCCUCUCUCGUCCUCCCCCUCUCUCACCCUCUUCUUCUUCUUCCUCCUGUGAGAGCAGCCUUGCACUGGCCAAGAACAGGUAGCUCUCCUCCUCUUCCUUCUCCUCUUCCUCCUUCUUCCUCCCAUCUUCUACCCUUUCUCCUCCUGGUCUGUUUAAUGCACUAAAUGCAGGCCUCGUGAAACCCGACUGGGACUUUGAGAGAAGAGAAUCCCCGUCUCUUUCUGCCUUUUGUUCCUGCGUUACAACUACAUCUGCAUCCGAUCAAUCCUGAAUUAUUAUGAAGUCUCCCUCUUCUAUUACUUUCAGUUCCUCUCAGCCUUCCUCCUCAUCAUGUCAUAUAUACACAGUGAGCUUAGUCAGUUUAAGGCGCAAAGAGAAACAG